UGUGCGUCGGCGCCGGAAGUGCCGGGGCUCGCGGCUGAUUCCUGGGCAGUAGUGAGCUGAGUGGAUUGUAACGCCGAGUAGCCGCCGUCUCCUCCCUCAUCUCCAGCCUUGUUGCGGGGCGCGUUGUCGUUUGUCGCCGCCAUUCUUGAGUUCUCAGCCGCCGCAGGACGUAACAGUCAACAUGUCAAGCAAAAGGGCAAAGACAAAGACCACCAAGAAGCGCCCUCAGCGUGCAACUUCAAAUGUAUUUGCUAUGUUUGAUCAAUCACAGAUACAGGAAUUCAAAGAGGCCUUCAAUAUGAUUGAUCAGAACCGGGAUGGUUUUAUUGACAAAGAAGAUUUACAUGAUAUGCUCGCUUCCUUAGGGAAGAAUCCAACUGAUGAAUACCUAGAUGCCAUGAUGAAUGAAGCUCCAGGUCCUAUAAAUUUUACUAUGUUCCUCACAAUGUUUGGGGAAAAGCUAAAUGGAACAGAUCCAGAAGAUGUCAUCAGAAAUGCUUUUGCUUGCUUUGAUGAAGAAGCUACAGGCACCAUUCAGGAAGAUUACUUAAGAGAAUUGCUGACAACAAUGGGAGACAGGUUCACAGAUGAAGAAGUAGAUGAGCUGUAUAGAGAAGCACCUAUUGACAAAAAGGGAAAUUUCAAUUAUAUUGAGUUCACACGCAUCCUUAAACAUGGAGCAAAAGACAAAGAUGACUGAAAGGAAAUGUCAAAUUCAUGCCAACAGUUGUUAUUUUCACUUUGUUUAUUUCUGAGACUUUCUGAUACUGUUUGCAUGUACUCAGCUUUAUAGCUUUUGCCUCUCAUGUAUUUAUUCCAAACCAUUUGGGGUAUACUUGCACCUCUGUAAUCAGACUGGAAAAGGGGGUGGCGGUUAUCACUUUUUAAAACUGAAGUAAAAUAGAAUUGGAGAAAUUAUCAUUGACUUGUGAAAGCCUAAGGGGAAAAAAAAUCUCAAAUUUCUGGUUUAGCUGGAUUUUUUUUACACUUUUUGUAAUAAAUACUUUUAAAAUAAAGGUUGUAAACAAAGUAUUUCCACUAAAUACAGAUAUUAGGUGUAUUUAAGUAAUUUCUGAAAAUAAAAAAAUCUAGUGUGUUAAAAUCUCAGCGGCCAAAUACUUAGUUAUAGCUUAUGCAUGAAUCAGAAAUUUCUUCCUCUGGAAGAGGUGUUAACUCCUCUAUUCUUUAUUCUUGUGCCAGAUUAAAAAUAUUUCUGAGAUGUAGUUCUUGUUCAAAACCUUUAGCUCAACAAAAACUAAUCAGCUGAUGGCAGCUUGGGCAUUUAUUUAGUACUAUUCACUGCUUCCACAAAAUAUGCAGAUAAAGUAAACUGUAGAAAAAAUGAGAGUUACCUACUUGUUUUGCCUCCAUCUCUAACUUUCUGUCUACCGCCACCAUCUUUGUAUUCCCAGUGCCUCUUAGCGUCCCAGACACUGAAUAACUAACUGUUGAACCAAAAGUUAAAUGAGUGCCAUAAGUGCCAUAACCUUAUUUGUAUGAGGUUUCCUUUGCUCUCUUCUAAUUUCUGAUUUACAUUUGCAUUGUUAAUUUGUAGUGCUUGGGUAGCUUUAAUCCUAACCGAGCUAUGCCUUCCAUUAUGUAUUUUGAACAUUUGAGCCCUGCUUAAGUUCAUAAAACAAGAUUAUUCCAUGUUUAAUUCCAAAUUUGUAAAUUUUUGUCAGAAUAGUUGCCUAAAUUCAUAAAAUUAUCUCAAUAGAGGAUGAAUCUAAGUGCCUUAAAAUUGGAAUUUUGUCUUUUUUUUUAAUUAUGGUUUGUGGCUGUUAGAUUUCUUAAGAGGAAUUUCCAUAUAUAUCUUUAUUGAAGUAUCUGCCAUUUGAAUGGAAAGCCUUUAAAGGUGUAUUACAUUUUAUCUAAUAUUGCACAACACUUUGCACUGAAUUAUAUAAUGAAUCCUAGGCCUUACAUGGUCUCUUCUUCAUCUCUACAGCACUGAGCAAAAUACAUAUCCCUUAGGAAAAAGGUAUAUAAAAGUUUUUUAGCUCUACCGUAUUUCAAGUUAUAGCAUAGUCCUGUAUAAGUGUUGCGUAAACCAUAAUUUGUUCUUAGAGAUAUUGCUUCAUAAUUGAAUUUGGCAUGUUACAUAUAUAACACAGGUGUGUUCUAUUUAAGCACAAAUAUUUGUACUUUGAUAAAAUGAGGAUUCUUUAAAGCCAGUGAGUUUGAAGCAAACAAGUCUGUGUCUGCUCCUAAGUUUUGUUUUAAACUUUUGAAAUCAUGAAAUAAAUUUAUCAAUUAGAAGAAA
Molecule: messenger RNA, 2263 nt
Organism: Vombatus ursinus (common wombat)
Lineage: Eukaryota; Metazoa; Chordata; Mammalia; Diprotodontia; Vombatidae
Product: myosin regulatory light polypeptide 9
Exons: 4
Coding region: 182-700 (172 amino acids)
Biological process (GO): platelet aggregation
Cellular component (GO): cytoplasm
Molecular function (GO): calcium ion binding
Source: RefSeq, a predicted model, not a curated record